CAAAUCGAUAUGAAUUGGACAACCAAUGGCUUAUAAACGUUCUCACAGUAAGUAAUCGAACAUACUCAUCGAUACGACUACACAUAUAGCCACAAAUCUUGGAGACCGAUAAAAGAAUAGUACGCUUGAAAUAUAUUGUACAUUAUUACUAAAACAGCUAAACAUGCGUUCUUUCGUGCACAUCGGGAUCUUAGUUUGUUCUUUCGCCUGGACCGUGACAACGAACGCUGCUUUUGCCAAACUAUCAUCCGAGAAGUCCAGCGCUCGGACACCGGUUCAGCGAACCGAUUACGACGGGUUGCCGGACGCCAGGAAAACCGCGGACUCGAAUUACGUGACCGAUUUGCCGGCCGAAUUCGACGCGCGUCAGCACUUUGUCAAAUGCUCGGACGUCAUCGGUGACAUCAAGGACCAAGGGAACUGCGCCUCCAGUUGGGCCGUGGCGGUGGCUUCGAGUUUCACGGACAGACUGUGCAUAAAAACGGACGGAAAGUUCACCAAACACUUGUCCGCUCAGAACCUGAUGUCGUGCGGCGCCGAGCGGUCCACGGGUUGCGGCGGCGGUUCAGCUUUCAAGGCCUGGGAGCACACCAUGACCAAAGGGAUAGUGACCGGCGGCCACUACGGUUCCAACGAGGGCUGCCAACCGUAUCAAAGGAGUACUUGUGAUCAUUUCGGCGUUACCGGCGGAAAAAACUGUUCGAGUGAAAUUCUAAUGGUACAGACGACUUGCGAUGAGAAAUGUUCGAACGAAAACUACGGGAUCGAUUACAAUGAAGAUUUGCAUAAGACUUCCUCCGUUUACAUGACAUCGUGGACGAACGUCAAACAAAUCCAACAGGAGAUUGCCACUUACGGUCCAGUCACGGCGUUCAUGUACGUGUACGAAAACUUUUUGAGUUACAAAAGAGGUGUUUACAAGUCUACCGCGGGCAGAAUGGUGGGCUACCAGUACGUGAAGCUGAUCGGAUGGGGCGUCGACGAAGUGGACGGCGAGUACUGGCUGGCGAUGAACUCGUGGAACAACAGCUGGGGCGAAUGCGGAUUUUUCAAAAUCCUCAGAGGGUACAACCUGUGCUCCAUCGAGCUGCUGGUGAUGGCCGGCACCGUGCAGGACGUUUCUCGGUGAUCCGGAGCCCGUGCAUCGAGUCCUGCGUGCGAUGUGCGAAUCGGGAGGGGACCAAGACUGGGGUACGGGACGAAAAGGAGGGUAAUUUCGAGCAAAUCGAACACGUUGUCAGGACGGUACCGUUAUAUGGAACGUUUAUUCCUAAAACCGCACUCAUUUAAUAGGUUAAAAACACACAAUUUUUAAAAUUGUUGUAUCCGAAAAUCACACACUUUUGAUUUCGACCCCGAAAAGGUUAUACUAACCUAUGUUAGGUAUACUUAAUAAUUUAUAAUUAAUUCAAACAAAAAAAAUGCAUAUACGAGUAUUCUAAAAUAUAAAAAAAUUUAAAAAUGUAAAGUUUGUAACAUUUUUAAAGUUUGAUUGGCUAAAAUCUACCUACAUUUUUCAAAACCUUCAUAUGAUUUCCACCAAUUAAAAAGUUAACAAUAAAAAUAGUGUGCGGUUUAGACCACAAUAAGUUUGGGGUAUUGUUAUCGAUUCGUUGUGUGUUCAAUUCGUCCCAACCACGGCCGGUGUAACAGGCAAAUCAUAACCCCGGAAAAUAUUACCGAGGGGGGAGGGGUAAGAUUUUCCUAGGCAUAUUUUACCCUUGGUACAAUUACCCUAGGUUAUUGUUAUCCCUGAUAUAAUUAUCCUCGGAUAAUUAUACUUUUUCAGGGAGUAAAAUUAUCCUAGGAAAGUUGUACCCCUCGGUAAGAAUUAUUAGGAAUAUUGUACCGCGAAGGGGAUAUGAUUUUUCUCGGAUAUUCUUACCGAGGGAUAACGAUAACCUAGGAUAAAUGUACUAGGGGUAAAAUAUUCCUAAGAAAAUCUUACCCCCUCUCCCAGUAAUAAUUUUCGGGAGUGACUGCGACAUCGGAACGUCUACAUUUUUUGAAAAUUUCUCGGUUUCGAAUGUUUUUUUUCUUUUUCUUUCAUAAACAAUCCGCUCCCAACCACUCCUCGGGUGAUUUGCCCUUGCUAUCGACCACUGUACCAUAAUAUUAAAUAACGAAUUUAUUGUAAAAACGACUGUUGUAAUUAUAGAAAUAUCUUGUAGUAUACGUAUG
Molecule: messenger RNA, 2181 nt
Organism: Sipha flava (yellow sugarcane aphid)
Lineage: Eukaryota; Metazoa; Arthropoda; Insecta; Hemiptera; Aphididae
Product: cathepsin B-like cysteine proteinase 3
Exons: 6
Coding region: 164-1129 (321 amino acids)
Cellular component (GO): lysosome
Molecular function (GO): cysteine-type endopeptidase activity
Source: RefSeq, a predicted model, not a curated record